AUGUCGUCACCGAGCGCUGGGAAACGUCGCAUGGACACGGACGUCAUAAAACUCAUUGAAAGUAAGCAUGAGGUCACAAUCCUUGGCGGCCUGAACGAGUUCUGCGUGAAGUUCUUCGGACCUCCUGGUACCCCUUACGAGGGUGGUGUGUGGCGUGUGCGAGUGCACUUGCCUGACCACUACCCUUUCAAGUCGCCGUCCAUUGGCUUCAUGAACAAAGUAUAUCAUCCCAACAUCGACGAGGUCUCCGGCACUGUGUGUCUCGACGUUAUCAACCAGGCUUGGACUGCCUUAUACGACUUAUCGAACAUAUUCGAGUCGUUCCUGCCCCAGUUGCUCACGUACCCCAACCCCAUCGACCCGCUCAACGGCGACGCGGCCGCCAUGUACCUGCACAAGCCGGAGGAGUACAAGAAGAAGGUUUCAGACUACGUCCGCCGAUUCGCAACGGAAGAGGCUCUGCUAGAAAAGGACGCCAUUACGGGCGUCGGCGCCGCGUCAAAACAAAAUGGCGCCAAUUCCGACACAGAAUCGUCCAUGUCCGAGUUCAGUGACGACGAAGCGCACGAUAUGGAGUUA
Molecule: messenger RNA, 579 nt
Organism: Brenthis ino (lesser marbled fritillary)
Lineage: Eukaryota; Metazoa; Arthropoda; Insecta; Lepidoptera; Nymphalidae
Source: the annotation of a GenBank genome assembly